Ipomoea triloba (trilobed morning glory) is the source of this 1456-nucleotide messenger RNA. Its product is annotated as glutelin type-D 1-like. NCBI's taxonomy places the organism in Eukaryota, Viridiplantae, Streptophyta, Magnoliopsida, Solanales, Convolvulaceae. The coding region runs from base 230 to 1297 and encodes 355 amino acids. Gene Ontology annotation, molecular function: nutrient reservoir activity. The transcript is spliced from 3 exons. The record is from RefSeq and is a predicted model, not a curated record.
CUGUAAUUUGGACUCUUCUCUCUGAUCCAUGAAUGCCAACUGACUCAUAUUAAACAGCAGAGAAAUCGCUAACAAACCCAAUCCCCAUCAGAUUUCGAACUCUAAUCCAUCUAUAAAUACCAUAGCUUCUUCUUCUCCCAAAUACCAUAACUUCAUUGAGUUGGAAGAGUAGUUGGAUAGGCUUUUCUUGAAUUAUUUCUGUGAGAGAUUCUAAACUUUUCAGAGAAACAUGGAUCUUGAUCUUUCCCCAAAGUUGGCCAAGAAGGUGUACGGCGGAGAUGGUGGUUCUUAUCACGCCUGGUGCCCGGAGGAGCUCCCCAUGCUCCGCAGAGGGAACAUAGGCGCCGCCAAGCUUGCUCUCGAGCAGUAUGGCUUUGCUCUUCCUUCUUACUGUGAUUCCGCCAGGGUUGCCUAUGUUCUUCAAGGCAGUGGAGUUGCUGGAAUUGUCCUUCCAGAGAAAGAAGAGAAGGUUAUUGCCAUUAAGAAGGGCGAUGCGAUUGCUCUUCCUUUUGGCGUUGUUACGUGGUGGUACAAUAAAAUGGACACCGAGCUUGUAGUUCUCUUCCUGGGUGAUACAAAAACAGCUCACAAACCUGGUGAAUUCACCGACUUCUUCUUGACCGGCUCUAAUGGUAUUUUUACUGGCUUUUCAACUGAGUUUGUGAUUAGAGCGUGGAAUGUGGACGAAGGAGUGGCUAAGAAGCUUGUUGGGAGCCAAUCUGGUAAAGGCAUUGUCAAGCUCGAUGCGGGAGCCAAGAUGCCUGAGCCUAAUCCGGACCACAGGAAGGGCAUGGCAUUGAACUGCGAGGAAGCUCCCUUGGAUGUUGACAUCAAGAAUGGUGGGAAAGUCGUGCUCUUGAACACCAAGAACCUGCCCUUGGUUGGUGAGGUUGGGCUCGGUGCUGACCUCGUGAGGUUGAAUGGAAACGCCAUGUGCUCCCCGGGCAUGUCCUGUGACUCAGCGCUACAGGUGACCUACAUUGUGAGAGGUAGCGGGCGUGCUCAGGUUGUUGGUGUGGAUGGCAAGCGCGUCUUGGAAACGACAGUCAAAGCUGGAAACUUGUUCAUCGUGCCAAGGUUCUUUGCUGUCUCGAAGAUUUCAGACCCCGACGGCUUGGAGUGGUUCUCCAUCAUCACUACACCCAACCCCAUUUUCACUCACCUGGCGGGAAGAACCUCGGUGUGGAAGGCAUUAUCACCUCAAGUUCUCCAGGCGGCUUUCAGUGUUCCUCCAGAGGUAGAGAAAGAGUUCAGCUCCAAGAGGACUGCAGAGGAGAUCUUCUUCCCACCAAACUAGGAGGCCAGGCUUAUUAGAUUGGACAUUAUUAGCUCUUUCCUUUUGUUCUAGCUAUAUUAACAAUAAUCAUAGCGGUUCGGUUGAUUAGAUUGUAUCUGCUAUUUUGCUGGAUUUUGUUAGUGUUGAUUUAUAUUGACAUUAAUUAAACUGUUUCUCAUA